CCUCGGGUGUAGCUAAGUCCUGCGCCCAGCAAUGUGGGUGCAGUGAGUUGAAUGGUGCUGGAAGCCUAGGAGAAGCUCCCCAGGACAAAAGGGUGGCGAGUUUAUAAUGCACGGUGUUGGCCCUACUGGGUUACCAACCCCGUGGAGAUGGUAGGGCCGGUGCAUUAUCUAUCGUCCUAGCGACUCGUCUCAGGGCAUUGACGGGACACCCCUUUGCCCGGGCUGCAGAGCGAAGCGCUCGGGCCAGGGGUCUCGCGGGCUGAGCUGCUCGCCCGGGCGCGGGGUGGCGGAGCGCGCCUGGCCUGGGCUCGGCUCUGCUCUGCUCGUCAAAGGACGCGAUCCCGCUCUCGUCGCCUUGGCCGGGGAGCUGCAGGUGGCAGCAGAGGAAGGGGGCCCGCCCGCGGUCACUCUCCUGCCCCCAGCCGCGUGGGAAGGGAGAAGGGACCAGCCGCGGAAAUCCCCGGUUUGGACGACGUAGGGGGGAGGAGCUGGCUCAGCCCAGGCACGGCUCAGCAGCUGUUUCACCGCUUCUCCGUCUGCCACUCGCCGAGGGACCAGUGCCUGCGCCUCCCGCCGAGUCCCCGAGGCUGCCCGAGCAGCGCCCCGCGCCGGGAUGGAGCUAAGAAGUUCUGGACUUUGGUUACUGUUUCUUUGUGCUCUGGGAUGCGUUACUGCAGAGGAAGAUAAGAAAGUUAUCAGCACAAUAGGCAGCACUGCUGAACUGAGUUGCAUUUAUACUCCAGAGAAAAAAUUCAUUUUAAAUAAGCUACGGGUCUUUUGGCAAAUAGCAGAUGGUUCAAAACCAUGUUCAGUGGUACACACCUUUAAUUCUGGUCAUGAGAACCAAAGCGAGCAGUGUGCAGACUUCAGAAACAGGACUCGAUUAUUUCAGGAUAAGCUGGAAAAUGGCAUUUUUUCUCUGCUGCUGCUAAACGUCAGCCUAAGAGAUGAACACACAUACCGGUGCAUAGUACAGAAAAAGGACGUGGUUUUCAGGGUUAUUCACAAUGCAGAUGUGGCCCUCAAGGUAGCAGCCAAUAACAGCCUGCCAGUACUAAGUGGACCUAUAAGAAUCCACCCAAAUAUUGGAGAAGAGGUGACAUUAAGUUGCAACUAUAGCCAAGGAUACCCAAAGCCAAACAUUUACUGGAUAAAUAGAACAGACAACAGCUCCCUCCAUCCAUCAUCAUUAAAGAUCAUCCAAGACAAUGAUGGCACAUACAGUGUUUUCAGCACACUGAAGAUUGAAGCGAAUUCUGAUAUAAAAAUAGGAUGCAUCAUAGAAAAUGAACUACUACAGCAAAAUCUAACUAUCCUCUACUCGGAAAACGUCACAAACUCUAACUCGACCAGAAGCAAUCUGUUAGAUCUAAAUGAACCAGGAGCUCAGGCUGGAGGUGUCCUUGCCAUUGCCAUUGUGUUAGCUGGUCUAGCUGUUUUAACCUGCUGGCUGUGGAAAAGGAAAUUCCGUCACCGGAGAUCAUAUGCCGAUGUUCAACAAAAUGAAGAUGGAGCACAGCAGAAUACACAUGUUUAAAUGGAAAAUUCUCAGAGAAUUUGGGCAGCUAGUGAUGUACCAAGAGAAUGGUGAAGCUAAGGACACUAUGUUGAAGCCAAGGACGGCAGCAUUAUCUGCAACAUGAAUGACAUAGUGUUUCCAGAGCGUGGGCCAAGACAAAUGGCAAAAACCUUCUCUGACAGAGGAGAGAGCAAAAUCCAACUGCUUUGGUCUGCCACUUCUAAUCAGCCCUUGUGCUGGUUUCAAAACACUCUUCAAAACACCUGUAUGAGCGAAAGGUGCAGUCGUACCCAGAUGCGAAGCAUUGCUUCAGGAAUGAAAGACUGCCAACUGUUAUUUUAUCAGUCUAAGAAUUCCCUACUAGACUGAGAUAAGCAACUGUGUUUCAGCAGUGCUGACAAUUCUCUCUGUCUUUCAGACUUUUCAUAACGAUUACCGAACAUGAAAAAUGGCAGCUAGGCAAGUGAAAACUGCAAGACUUUGUGUAGAGCAAA
Molecule: messenger RNA, 2013 nt
Organism: Chrysemys picta bellii (western painted turtle)
Lineage: Eukaryota; Metazoa; Chordata; Testudines; Emydidae
Gene: ICOSLG
Product: inducible T cell costimulator ligand
Biological process (GO): regulation of cytokine production; T cell receptor signaling pathway
Cellular component (GO): external side of plasma membrane
Molecular function (GO): signaling receptor binding
Source: RefSeq, a predicted model, not a curated record